Molecule: messenger RNA, 1970 nt
Organism: Capsella rubella
Lineage: Eukaryota; Viridiplantae; Streptophyta; Magnoliopsida; Brassicales; Brassicaceae
Product: protein DETOXIFICATION 51
Exons: 1
Coding region: 194-1795 (533 amino acids)
Biological process (GO): xenobiotic detoxification by transmembrane export across the plasma membrane
Cellular component (GO): membrane
Molecular function (GO): antiporter activity; xenobiotic transmembrane transporter activity
Source: RefSeq, a predicted model, not a curated record
AAAAAAAAUAAAACAUAUCUCUCUUUCCUUAUAAAUUUUUCUCAUUUCUUAAAACCUCUCUACAGACUCAUAUCAUCAGAGAGCUCUUCACGAGAGAACUCUUUCUCUUUCCCCAUUUAAAGAUCAAAUCUUUCUUCUUUCUUCUUCUUCUUCUUCUUAUUACAUCAUCAUCAUCAACAUCAUCACCACCGUCAUGUGUAACCCAUCAACAACAACCACCACCACCGGUUCAGAGAGCCAAGAAUCUCGAACCGGAAUCUUCCUCGAUCUCUUGUCGAUCAAUAGCUUUGAACCCACAAAGAGAAGUCUCCGGCAUUGCGAGAACAGAGGAUCUCCUCUAAUGGCAGAGGCUGUAACAGAGGCCAAGACUCUCUUCACGCUAGCUUUCCCGAUCGCUGUGACGGCUCUAGUCCUCUACCUACGCUCAGCGGUAUCAAUGUUUUUCUUGGGUCGACUAGGUGACCUCGAAUUAGCCGCCGGUUCUCUCGCCAUUGCCUUUGCUAACAUAACCGGCUACUCUGUUUUAUCCGGUUUAGCACUUGGUAUGGAGCCACUCUGUUCUCAGGCCUUCGGUGCUCACCGCUUCAAACUCCUCUCCCUUACCCUUCAUCGAACCGUGGUUUUCCUCUUGGUUUGUUGCGUACCGAUCUCGGUUCUCUGGUUGAACGUCGACAAAAUCUCGGUUUACCUUCACCAAGACCCCGACAUCGCCAAGUUAGCUCAGACGUAUCUCAUCUUCUCCCUCCCUGAUCUCCUCACCAACACUCUUCUUCACCCUAUCAGAAUCUACCUUCGCGCUCAAGGCAUCAUUCACCCCGUAACCCUAGCUUCUCUCUCCGGCGCUCUUUUUCACAUCCCCGCUAACUUUUUGGUCUCUUACCUCCGUCUUGGCCUAACCGGCGUUGCCGUCGCUUCCUCCAUCACGAACAUCUUCGUUGUAGCUUUCCUCGUUUGCUACGUCUGGGCGAGUGGUCUUCACGCGCCUACGUGGACUGACCCGACCCGUGAUUGUUUCCGCGGGUGGGCUCCGUUGCUUCGUCUCGCGGGUCCGAGCUGCGUCUCCGUGUGCUUGGAGUGGUGGUGGUACGAGAUCAUGAUCGUUCUCUGUGGUCUGCUCGUGAAUCCGAGAUCGACCGUCGCUGCUAUGGGCGUUUUGAUCCAGACGACAUCGUUUCUUUACGUUUUCCCGUCGUCACUGAGCUUCGCUGUGUCCACUAGGGUAGGUAACGAGCUGGGAGCGAACCGUCCUAAGACGGCGAAGCUAGCUGCUACUGUAGCUAUUGUCUUCGCGGUGGUUACGGGGAUUACUGCGGCGGCGUUUGCCUACUCCAUUAGAAAUGCUUGGGGUUGGAUAUUCACCGGAGACGACGAGAUUAUCCAGCUAACAGCGGCGGCGUUACCGAUAUUGGGUUUAUGCGAGAUCGGAAACUGUCCUCAGACGGUGGGAUGCGGCGUCGUGAGAGGAACAGCAAGGCCGACGACGGGGGCGAACGUGAACCUGGGAGCGUUUUAUCUGGUGGGCAUGCCGGUGGCAGUUGGUCUCGGGUUUUGGGCCGGGAUUGGGUUUAAUGGGCUUUGGUUAGGACUACUCGCGGCGCAGAUUAGCUGCGCAGGUCUUAUGAUGUACGUCGUGUGGACAACGGAUUGGGAAGCGCAGGCUAAGAAGGCGCAGUCGCUAACAUGCGCGGAGACUGUAGAGAAGGAUAUUUUAAAGACGGUGGCAAAUACUAUAGGGGACGGCGGUGAGUGCGAUGAUGCAGCUGAGCCGUUGAUUCGCGUCACGGUGCUUUAUUAAAAUUAAUUAAGAACAAAAAAGAUUAUAAUUAUAAAUCGUAUAAUUAUAAUUUUUAUUCCCAUCUUCUUUUCAUUAGAAGGAGAAAGUUUUGUCUUUCUUGAGAAAUUUAACAUUUUCUUCUCUUUUUUUUUUAUUGUACUUAACAAUAUUUUUUUUAAUCUCCUUAUUUUUUCUC